UCCUGAUAGCCGAAGCCUCACGCUAGCUGACACGCGUUAUCUGUUCUCCCGCAGUCUGAGAGCCACAGUCACCACCAGAGAUGGGCAGAUGACCACCCCAUCUCCAAGAGCUCUUGGUUCAGAAGCCCGAGCCAUUGCUGCAGAUCCUUCCUCUCUUUGUCCCUUUGGACAUCAAAGGAUUGCAAGGGGACAGCCCUGGCGAGAAGCUCCUCCCUGCUCAUUAGCCUCCAUAAAACAGGAACUCACCUUGGCUAGCUGCGCUUGGAGUCCCAUCCUCAUCCCAGUCACUCUUGACACUGGAUCUCAGAAGGAAGAGCUUUUGCUUGCUUCAGGAAAUCAGACCUGCUUUUGAGCUGGAGUAUUUUGGUUCCCCUUGUAAGAACUCUGGUGGCUCUCUUGGCUGUGCAACCUCCUAGACUCUACAGUACAUGGAAAAAUGCAAGCUUUAGCAGACGUGAAAGCGCCGUGUGAGGCACUUCCUUCCCCCAGCCUGGAGCCCUACCCCCAGAGCUCCAUCAUGGUCACCCUUGAGGACAUGGGUCUCUGGAUGAAGUUUCAUCAGAUCGGAACGGAGAUGAUCAUCACCAAAUCCGGCAGACGAAUGUUUCCACAAUGCAAAAUCAAAGUCUCUGGCUUAAUCCCAUAUGCCAAGUACCUCAUGCUGGUAGAUUUUGUGCCAAUGGACAACUUCAGGUACAAGUGGAAUAAAGAUCAGUGGGAAGUUGCUGGAAAAGCAGAGCCCCAGCUCCCUUGUCGCACCUACGUCCACCCAGAUUCCCCAGCUCCUGGCAGCCACUGGAUGAAAGAACCUGUCUCCUUCCAAAAACUGAAGCUCACCAACAACACCCUGGAUCAACACGGGCACAUAAUCCUCCACUCCAUGCACCGUUACAAGCCUCGCUUCCACAUUGUGCAGGCAGAUGACCUCUUCAGUGUCCGCUGGAGCAUCUUUCAAGUUUUCAGCUUCCCUGAGACUGUCUUCACUUCUGUUACUGCCUACCAGAAUGAGCAGAUUACAAAGCUCAAGAUUGACAACAAUCCAUUUGCUAAAGGCUUCCGUGAGCAUGGGAAGAACACUCGAAGGGAAGGACGAGCCAAAUGCCAGAAGCCUAGUCCAGCCAAGGGCCAGAAGAGGAAGCUGCCUGAGGAAAAGGAGUCCGGUGCUGAGGAACGUGAUUUUGAGAAAGAGGAGAAUGUAGAUGUGAAGGAAGAGAGUAACCCCGUUGUGGUCAGCAGCGGAUACCCCUUCUGGGUCUCGGAGCAGAAUGGCAGCCAUGCCUUCCCUGCAGCAUCGCCAGUGCCAGCUGACCAGAGGGAGGGUCUGGCAAGAGAGCAGCAAGUGCCUACGCCGUCUUACCAGACAUAUAGGUUCCACGAAACUGGGGACAGCCAGCAGCUUCCUGCCCGCGACGCCACGGCCUUGAACGAUUUCCGGGCAAGGUGCCACCCCCUGGAUCUCGCCACAGUGCCCGAGCACGACUCCAAACAGCUCCCAGAGGGCUUUGCCAACCUGCCUCCGCUCCCCCCGCCUCUGCCUCCUCCCCAGGACUACACAGGAGUGGUGAACAUGGCUCUAGACUCUGUUGGGAAACCUGGGGCCCGAGCGCCCAUGUACAGUCCGUAUGGCACCGAGCAAGGCCUUGGCCAGUGGAUGGUGCCUUCCCACAGCCAGUACAGGGCAAUGAGCUACUCGGCCUUCUCCACAGAGUACAAUACACAGGGGGCUCCGGGACAUGCCCAUGGGACCGUGGCAGAGUGGAGCCAGUACCCUCUGUUCCCCUAUGCCUGCUGGUGAACGGGGAAGACCCUUCCCAAUGAAAAAACUGAAAGAAAAUUGUAAAUGAGAUCAAAUUUGCUCUGGGGUGUUGACCUUUUGAAGCCUUGUCUAAAUUAGGCAAAGAGGCAUUGCUGCAAGCGGUAGCAUGGGACACCUUCACUUCCUUGUCUCCUUGCACAACAACCCUCACUGUAUUUCACAAGCAAUGGCUAAACUGGUGGGUGUCCUAGCCAUGUCAGUGUGAGUCUGGCUGAAUCAAUGUGUUCUGCAGUGGUUUUUAUCCCAGCAGGAGUAGGAAACCACAGGAGCUGCCAGAGCAGUGUUUAAAGAGCUGCCAAGCUCUCAGUCCCAGGCUGUUUGCAUCUCGCAUUUGGCAGUUUCUGAAAUCCCUUCCUCCCAGGACUGGCGUGCAAGGAGAUAGGGGCUGAGGAGUUUCAGUAAGCCGUACAGGUGACCAAGAAGCUGUAGAGAAUUAUUGCAAAGAUGCGCAAAACAAGCAAUCCUGGUGCCCCCUUGAGCAGGUUCCUCACUUAGUAUAGUCAAACUAAAGCUAGAGUCUUGCCUUUCUUCCAGCAGCAUACAAGAGUAAAACACACAGCAACGCGUAUGUGUCUGGAGCGCAGCAGUGGGUAAUGCAGGCAGGGAAGAGUUUGUCCUGUGCACGAGAAGCGGCAGCAAGGCUGCGUGUUGUGUCUGCCCGUCCCCCGUGCCCAUCCCUCUUCUGUCACCCUUAGAUUCAAGGUUAGUGAAACACUCUUCUUUCUGCUGGUGAUGGAGGGAGGUUGUUCACAGAACGUGGGGGCUGCUCUGUGGGUUUCCAAAGGCCUUUGGCUGUCAGAAACAGGACUGCGAACAGCAGUGCUGGCUGUGUCACUCUGACCUCUUCCUUUUGAGGGAAAGGAAAUCUUUCACUGCGAACUUCUUCCUUCUUCCACCCCCUGCCACCCCUGAGGAAUAUAAUUUAUAGUUGCACUGAGCAAGCUUUGUCAACAGGCAGUUCUCAGCAGCCUGGCAUUGUUUAUCGGGUGUAUACUUUAAUAUUAAUACCCUGUAGGCACCAAGCUGCGUGCUGCAUUGCUGGUGAGCUCAGCACCCCCAGGCUGGUCGGUGAAGUCAUUUUGCCACUGUUUGGGACUCUAUAGGGAUCUGCUUCCAUGUGUAGUUAUCAGAGCAGUUUCACCUCCCUUACCUCUGUGGUCCCAUCGUGAGGAGGAGCUGUUCUGCCAGUCAGCAGCCUGCACGCUGCCUUGCAAAGAUGAUUUCUUUUUAUCUUUGUGUUAGAAGGGGGAAGCAUCCGUGUUUUCCUGAGUGGUGGAAUGGCCCUGAUAAUGGGGUCUUGUUUGAGAUAGGGUUUUUGCUUCUUGGGGACACUAGACAUAUUCCUAGGUGUUAUUUAGGCAAUGUUUUCUUGUAACACUUUAAAUAAACUGCUGUGUGGCCUGUAGCCAUCAGUAGGCAGUGAGGUGUAUCAUUUAGCAUGUAUGCCAGAUGGUUUUCUCUGUGUGUGCAAGAUGUUGUCUAUGAGCAGACCUGGGUGGGUUUGUGACCACUGGUGCAUCAAGACCAGUGUACAGGAACACUAGGAAAGGCUGUGCACUGGUCUGUUCCGGUACCAGGUCAGCACUGUGCGUGUGUGUAGCGUAGAGGUGUUGAGCCAUGUUUAUUGUUAAAAUUACUUUGAAAAGUAGCCCUACAAAUCUGUGAAACUCAACUACUAUGAUUAUUUCCUUAUUUAAAUAGUAUAUUGCUAACUGCUUUUGUACCACAAUUAUGAUAUGUACAGAGCAGCCAAAUACUUCCCCUCGGCUUCACAGGAUGGGUGUGAGAUGUGAGCAUUUAAAUAAAGGUCAGACUCCACCACAGUAUAUGUACUUAAUACCCUAUUAGUCUCUCCUCUGAUAGCACCCUGGCCAGUAGUCAUUUAUACCCGCUGUGCAUGACACAUGAGUAUGCGAGUGACUUACUAAAAAGAAAGCUGGUCAGGGAAAAAAAUGUGGAGGAGAUUGUUUUUAACCCCAGCAUAUUGUGAUUUCCUGCUGUCUAAAUGCCGGCUGCGUGAAGGCAGGUCAGCUGUAAAAGACUGUCCUCUGUGGAUGAGAAGAAUAUUCUGUCUCUGACCAUUAGUAGUUGAUUUUGCCACCACUGUUUUCCACAUCUUGGAAAUCAGAUGAGAAGGCUGGCUAGGGAGUUUGGUGCCUUCAAUCCCAUUUGCAGGGACCCUGAGGGUGGUACUUUCUGCUAGGCGUCCUCCUGGUACCCUGCCGUGAAUCGCUGCCAGUGCCACGCUAACAAGAAAAGAGAAAGUAAUGCACCCCCUCACAGCCUACUUCGUUAGAUCUGUUUCUUUAUCUUUGAAGCUGGGUUUUAUUUCCCUUUGUCACUGGGUGCUAAUGAGGAUGAAAACCGGGCUGUGGCGAGUAUGAGGAACUGAGGAGAACUGGGCAGCACAGGGAAACCCCUGUGCCAAUAUGGGUGUAAGAUUCUGAAGGUUUGAAAAACAGAAUAGCUUUGUGGGUGCUGCUGCCCCAUGGGCGUGUUGGUAGAGCUGGUUUGGCAGGCAUCUCUCCACCUGGGUAAAAGACUCAGCCUUGUGCCUUGGACAAGCCGUUAAUUGCUCAUCAGCCUUCUGUUGCAACAGGACUCCUUGCCCUUCUUCAGUGAAUCAUCCGGCUUAUUAGAAAAGUACCCUUACUUUCCUCGCUCGCCUGUCUCUGGUUAGAGACUGUGGCUUGACUGUGAAGCCUUGGGAAAUUUUGCCCGUAGGUGUGUGUUCUAGACUCUGCUGCUGCCUCCUCCCUUUGCAGUUUCCAGUGCCUUGUUUUCUUCAGCUGUGGCAUUUAAAAGUCUAUAUGAGCUCGACUGAAACACUGUUUUUGCACGCAUGUGAGAUAAUGUAAUGCCUCUCUGACAGCGUCAAUAAAAGGAAAUGAGACAUGUGGAAGGCAGACCAUUAAGAGCAAUAAAAUAAACUCUAA
Grus americana (Whooping crane) is the source of this 4752-nucleotide messenger RNA. Its product is annotated as T-box-containing protein TBX6L. NCBI's taxonomy places the organism in Eukaryota, Metazoa, Chordata, Aves, Gruiformes, Gruidae. The coding region runs from base 437 to 1795 and encodes 452 amino acids. Gene Ontology annotation, biological process: cell fate specification; regulation of transcription by RNA polymerase II; positive regulation of DNA-templated transcription. Gene Ontology annotation, cellular component: nucleus. The record is from RefSeq and is a predicted model, not a curated record. The transcript is spliced from 10 exons. Gene Ontology annotation, molecular function: DNA-binding transcription factor activity, RNA polymerase II-specific; RNA polymerase II cis-regulatory region sequence-specific DNA binding.